CUGACAUCAGCCAAUAAGGCACGGCGUGGCGUCCGCGCACUAAGGCUACACACCCACAUUGACUCUCGUGUUCGCCACUUUUGGGAUCCUGCAGGCAGAAGGUCUCCUCGGUGUCAAGAUAUCCAAACACCACCAAAACAAGCAACAAGUAGGUCCACCAUGUCUGACAGGAAGGCGGUGAUCAAGAACGCUGACAUGUCUGAGGACAUGCAGCAGGAUGCGGUGGAGUGUGCCACACAGGCCCUGGAGAAGUACAACAUCGAGAAAGACAUCGCCGCCUAUAUCAAGAAGGAGUUUGACAAGAAAUACAACCCAACUUGGCAUUGUAUCGUUGGAAGGAACUUUGGCAGCUAUGUGACUCACGAGACCAAACACUUCAUCUACUUCUACUUGGGCCAGGUGGCCAUUCUGCUCUUCAAGUCUGGAUGAAGCACACACGAAACACGCAUUGCUACUACUACUACUACUACUACAUGUUACUGACUGAUUUGACAAAGAUCAUUCCAAGGCAAGAGGCUGCUGCCUUUUUUCGUGCUUUCUACUUUUGUUCAGGACGAUUAAAAUAAUGUGGCCAUCUAAAACAGAUCAAACACCCUGUAUUUAUUUUUGUCUGUUAUAUUGAAAUGUCUUUUUUAAUUAAAACAUGGCUAUAAAGCU
Molecule: messenger RNA, 657 nt
Organism: Entelurus aequoreus (snake pipefish)
Lineage: Eukaryota; Metazoa; Chordata; Actinopteri; Syngnathiformes; Syngnathidae
Gene: dynll1
Product: dynein, light chain, LC8-type 1
Exons: 3
Coding region: 160-429 (89 amino acids)
Biological process (GO): microtubule-based process; cilium assembly
Cellular component (GO): cytoplasmic dynein complex
Molecular function (GO): dynein intermediate chain binding; dynein light intermediate chain binding
Source: RefSeq, a predicted model, not a curated record